Molecule: messenger RNA, 1964 nt
Organism: Pseudonaja textilis
Lineage: Eukaryota; Metazoa; Chordata; Lepidosauria; Squamata; Elapidae
Source: RefSeq, a predicted model, not a curated record
GAUGGCGGUUGAACGGCGUGCGCAUGCGCCCUGAGAGGAGUUUGCGGGGCCGGGGGCGGAAUAACCUGAACGGCCCGCGGAGGUGGAAGACGUCCUUUGGUCGGCCGAGAGAGGAGACCAGGUGACGGGGGCGCUUUCCCCAACUCUUCUUCUCUUCGGCAGGUCCUGCAAGAUGUCCGAAGGAACGUCCAGUGGCGGCGAUCCAGAGAGCGCCCGGCCCUCAGUUGCUGCUGCUCGAGGGUUAAUAGGGAGAAGGACUCCCGUGCCAAUCUCGGCAGGCCGCCUGCCCUCCAUCCGCUCCCGAGAUCUGACCCUUGGUGGGGUCAAAAAGAAAACCUUUGCCCCUAACAUUAUUAGCAGGAAAAUCAAAGAAGAGCCCAAGGAGGACCUUUCUGUCACAAAAGAGAAGAAGGACCGUGAUCGAGAUCGACAGAGGGAAAGUCAUGGACGAAACAGAGGGAGGCCCGAAGUUAUUCAGUCGCACUCCAUCUUCGAGCAAGGCCCAGCAGAAAUGAUGAGGAAGAAAGGUACCUGGGAUAAGUCCGUGGAUAUGUCUGAUUUUGGCCCAUCUCACAUCAUCAACAUAAAGAAAGAGAAGAGGGAGACGGAUGAGGAGACCAAGAAGAUCUUGCGCAUGUUGGAGAAAGAUGAUUUCCUGGAUGACCCAGGCUUGAAAAACGACAUUCGAAACAAGCCAGUCCAGCUGCCUCUGGCCCAUUCUGGUUGGCUUUUCAAGGAAGAAGGGGAUGAUCAAGAGGACAGCAAGCCGUUGAAUGCCAGCCAUAAAGAGGAGAAGCUGGAGACAGGUUUACCUUCGGUAAAAGUGAAAGAAGAACACGAUGAAGAGGAGACGGUGUGUGCACAGGCUCCAGCGCCCACCAAAGCCCCUCCUCCCUUCCCUCACGAUGUCUCCCUGGCGGAACUGCUGCCCAGGUUGAGUCUCUCCAAGGAGGAAGAGUUGCUCUUCCUGCAGCUGCCAGAUACUCUCCCGGGACAGCCGCCCACACAGGACACUAAGCCGCUGAAAGCAGAAGUGCAGAACGAGGAUGGGCAGAUGAUGGUGAUAAAACAGGAGAAGACCCAGGAGACCCAGGAAGCGGAGAACACCUGCACCCUGGGCGACCUCUCCGAGGGGCAGGUGGGGAAGCUGCUGAUCCGCAAGUCAGGAAAGGUGCAACUUGUUCUCGGCCAGGUGACCCUCGACAUAACCACGGGAACACCCUGCUCCUUUCUUCAGGAACUGGUGUCAGUCAGCAUUGGGGACAAUCGGAGCGGCGAGAUGAUCGUCUUGGGUCACGUGAGGCACAAGCUCGUUUGUGCUCCAGAUUUCGAAUCCUUGCUGGCCUACAAGCAUCGAUAGAGCCGCCGCAAAGCUCCUCGCCAGGGUAGCCGGUGGUUCUGCCUAAACAAGAGUGACUUGGGCUCUCCAAAAGUGCCUGUUCCUAAGCCGACGAAGACGGAAAGACUCUGCCAGAAGAGAUGGGCAAACAUUCACGGGGACGAGCCCGAUGGACAUCUUAACUGUCGGAGAUUAUCUGGAGCUCCAGAAUCUCUGAAGGUAGGGGAAAGGGUUCGAAGCCGAGGGCUUGCUGCGUCCUUCCUCCCAGUUCCGCACAGGAUAUGACUUGCCCCCUUGUAACGACUUUUAAUGACUUAAUUGCGCACACUACCCGGUGAUAUUUAUCCCAAAGGGAGGUUGGGAAGGUGUGAGCCUUGGAGCCAAGGUUAAAGCUGUUUGGCCGCUCUUCCCUGCAGAUGCUGGAGAAGAUGUCGCCAUUCCGAGCAUCUGUAGGAGAUCGGGCCGGUGGUGCCUUUUUCUCUUUUGCCUUCUGGAUCUUAACUACCGCACGACACCAGUAGGAAAAAAAGGGGGGGGGGGGGUGAUGGUGUGAGAGGUUUGGGGAAACACAUGAGAUUAGACUGUCUUCUGCAGUGAGAUACCCCCAUAUAUCUCUUGUUGUCCA